CUUUAUUUUAUUUUCCUCGCUAGACGCUACUAGUAGGUUGCACAGCGCUGCAAUGUCGUGUUUUGGGUGUUUUAAGAGUAAAAGCGGGGAGAAGGAGGCAGGCGCCAACGGGCACGCCGUGGUCGCUCGUCCCAAGCUAAACAAUGUUGCGCAACCUGCAUCCACAACCACCAAACCAUCGGUGGCCAAGGUCCCGUCAUCGGUAGAGAAGACAAGCUCUCAAGAGCCGUCGCCCGAAAAGGAACCAGAACCGCUGCCCGAUUCUGAGCCAGAGGGGAAACCCCCAAUCGUUGACCGCUGGCAACAAGCCUUCGACAGUCUGUCCGAAGACAAGCAGAAAAUCCUGAGAGAACUCGGCUUCGACAAGCCCAAAUCCGCAAAUGUCGCAUCCAACAUAACCGAGCUGAUCGACGCCGUCAACGAAAAGCAAGAGGAAUGUGAGAGGAAGUUCUGGAAGCUGAAUGUUGGCGGCAAGGAGAUUGUGUUCCGCGACUACACGACGAGCAUUGUGGGAUGGUUGGAGAAGGCUGGCGAUAUUGCUAUUCAAUUUGCACCCCCGCAGGCGAGCUUGCCGUGGGAUCUGAUUAAGUCGCUAAUGAAGAUUCCUGUUAACGAGAGCGAGCAAAUGUGCGCCUUGCUCGCCACGACCGAACGGAUCGUCCGCAUUACCAGUCGCGGUCAGGUGUACGAGCAGGUCUAUCUGCCAACAGAGCCUGGAGUUGAGAUGCAAUCGAUACAGAAACAGCUCGAAGGCGCGUUGCUCCAGAUUUACACAACCUCGCUGGAGCUUCUCGCCGACUCGGGGAAGCUACUGGAUUCGAACACUGCGAGACGCACAAUCGAAGCAAUUGUGAACCCAGGUAAAUUCCAGGGUCAAUUAUCCGGCCUCAAGGAGGACGAAGAGGAGCUUCUUCUCGACGUGCAAGCCUGCGAAGUCCAGCGCAGCUCCGAUGCAGACAACACGAUGAUCGAUAUGCUAAAGACAUUCAACGAUCCGAUCGUUCGUAUCGAUGAGGGUGUCGCUCAUCUCCUCGCGCAUAUGAACGAAAGCGACCGUAUCGAAAUGCUGGAAUGGAUUUCACCUGUCCCGUUUGGCAAACAUCAUGACGGUGUGAGCGAAGAUAGGACGCCCGGCACAGGCGAUUGGCUACUCACGCACGAGGAUUUCAGGAAGUGGGAGACGAAAAACUCAUCGCUCCUGUUCUGGCUGCAGGGCUCGCCUGGUACCGGUAAGACAUACCUGACAUCAGCUGUCAUUGAUCAGAUUCGAGCCCAAGUCGCGACCAAGAACGAAGGGUUUGCUUUCUUCUACUGUCGCAAGGGCGACGAGUCACGGUCGCAGCCACAGUCAAUCCUGCAGAGUUUUGUGCGACAACUGUCGACCAACGCAAAUAGCCCCGAGUCUGUCCAGAUCAAGCUUCGCGACGCAGUCAAAGAGGCGCGUGAGAAAGGAACCAACUUCCGCUUUCAGCAGUGCAAGGAGCAAAUACUCGCCUCGUUGAAUAUCUACGCCAAGUCCACGCUUGUGAUUGACGCCCUGGACGAGUGUGAGUCGGAUACUCGCGACGAGUUGAUCGAGGCAUUGAACUCGUUUAUUCAGGACUCUGAGAAACCAGUCAAGAUCUUCAUCUCCAGCAGACCGGAUCCAGCCAUUGCGUCUGAGCUGGAAGGCAGUCCAAAUAUCGGCAUUCAGGCUGGCGAUAAUCAGGAUGAUAUUAGAAAGUACCUCGACAUAGAGCUUGACAAGGUAUCGAAAAAGGUCGCCGUGUUAAAGCGCAUGAAGGAGGAGAUCAUGGCCAAGCUCCUUGAGCGCGCACAGGGCAUGUUCCAGUGGGCUGUCCUUCAGGUCCAUCAGCUCUCAAAAUGUCAAUCUGCGCCCAGUGUCCGCGAUCGCCUCAACAAGCUUCCAGCCUCCCUAAAGGACUCCUACGACGAGGUCUGGGAUCAGAUCAAGAGCCUGGAGGAUAACGAUCGGAUUCUUGCAGUACGUGCUCUUCACUGGGCAGCCGUCGCAUUCAAGCCCUUCACUACGUCCGAGAUGUUAUCUGCUAUCCGUAUGCAUCCCAAUGGAGGGAUGUCUCCGGUGGAUGAGAUGUUGGAUCAGGCAGGACUGCUGUCGCUUUGCAACGGCUUCCUUACCGUUGAUAACCAGUUGAAGGUCUGGCGCUUCCCUCAUCUGUCAGUCCAGGAAUACUUGGAAUCGGAGAAACGUGUGUGCAUCCCUCAGGCACAUUUAGACGCUGCGACUGUCUCACUGUCAUACUUCGUCCGCUCGUAUGAGGAUCACGACCUGGAGCUCGAGUCUGAUCCGGAGGAGGCUGGGGAUUCUGACGCAGAAGAGGUACCGCCGCCCGAGACUGAUGAUAGCUUUGGCAAAAUGCACCCCUUCCACGUCUACAUGAGGCACUGUUGGCCCCUGCAUGUUCAGAGAGCCGACGACACCGAUGUAUCCGAACUGAACUGCCUGUUGAAGGAAUUCCUUGGAUCGCCCAAUGAAAGCAGCUUGCAAUAUUGGAGAUGGCAUAAGCAGACCUCACUCGACUUCGACCACUUCUGGACUAGAACCGGCUUCGAUUACUGUUUGGAAAACCAUUUCGGGAGCGAGGGGCUACGCGGGGUCCUCCCUGAACUGGCUCCGGUGCAAUCUGCAAUUUUCGCCAUGUGUCGUUUUUCAUUUGACACUAUUCUCGCCGACUGGUGGCAGGAUGCCAGGAUUGAUGUUUCUCGCGUGAACGAGAAUGGCCACCACCUUCUUGCCCUCGCUGCCCGAGGUGGCUCAAUUCAAGUCUGCAAAUGGUUGCUUGAUAGGGGUCUCGACGUGAACGCUCGGUCCCAGGGUUGGUACGACGGUUCAGCUCUUGUUGCAGCGGCGUCCCAGGGACACACCGAGCUCGUCAAAUACCUCGUCAAGGCCGGCGCCGAUGUAAACAUGACUCAUCCGGAAGGCGAGGGCAUAUAUGGCAGCACAUUGCAAGCAGCUCUUGAAAGUGGCAGUCUGGACACGACCAAGUAUCUAAUCCAAAAGGCUGGGGCGGACAUCCGCGCACCACUCCCUCGAUCGCUAUCUGGCUCCGCGCUCGGGACAGCCGCUAACAAUGAAGGCACUGCAAUGAUGAAGCUCCUCCUCGAUGCAGGCGCCGAUGUGAACAAUGAGAGCGAAUAUGGGCUGACGGCGCUGAACGUCAAAGUCAGGAACGGGGAGCUCGCGAGUGUCAGAUAUCUCGUGGAAAAGGCCAAGGCUGACGUCAACAAGGGCGACGCUCUCGGGCACGCGGUAGGCCUUAGAGACAUAAGCAUCGCAAGGUUCCUGGUUAAGUCUGGGGCAGACGUCAAUGCCCGGUUCACAUCGGGGACGUUCCGCAGCCCCCUUGCCGUCGCUUCCACGAGCUCAUCUCAUCUCGAGGCGGUCGAGUUUCUACUAGCAGCCGGCGCUGAUCCGAACUUGCCACUUUUGACUGGGGACUUUGAGAACGCACUUGCAGUUGGCUGUGCAGAAGGAGGCCCUGAAGUGGUCCGCUAUUUGUUGGCGGCCGGUGCGGACCCCAACACGCCUUUCACGAGGGGCAGGUUCGGCAGCGCCCUCGCAACAGCCGCGUACGAGUCCAUCGAUGUGGAUAUCAUCAAAGCUCUCCUCGAGGCAGGGGCUGAUAUCAACAUGGAACUCCGGCACGGAGACUUUGGAUGUGCACUCGCAGCCGGCGGCGCAGGACGGGAUUACGGAGAUGUCGAGGUCUUCCCAUAUCUCGUGGAAGCGGGAGCGAACAUCAACAUGCCCCUCAAGCACGGCCUGUUUGGCAGUCCGUUCGCAGCAACCGUGUGGGGUCGCCAGUUCGAAAAGAUCCAGCUUCUCGUUGACAAGGGCGUCGACGUCAACAUGGCCCUUGAAAACAACGACUUCCCCAACCCACUCGCUAUGGUCGCAGCGUUCACCUGGGGAGAGGGGACCGUCGAAUACAUCCGUGACCUGGGGGUUGACGUCAAUCCCAAAACUCCCGGGAAACGAUAUGGCAGUCCGCUUAUCGCUGCUGCGGCGUUUGGGCAGAAGGAGUGCGUGGAAUAUCUGAUUGAGGCUGGAGCGGAUGUUAAUGCAAAGUAUGAGGGAUCGUAUUAUGCUAGCGCGCUGCAGGCUGCCAAGGCGGAUAUUGAAACUGAAGAUAAACAGUGGAUGUUGCGUUUCUUCGGCGGUGAUAUGGAUGAUAUCGAGGUGAUUGUCGAGGAGUGGACGGAGGAGAAACCGGGGGUUGCUGAGCUCCUGAUAGAGCGUGGGGCGACUGCUUAGAGACGCGCAGACUUUACGACGACGAUGGAUUUUUGUGGUAGUUUGACAUGGUUGUAGCUUCAAGCUACUAGACCGCUCGUACACUAGGAUAAGAAGCCAUUUUGACCAUUUGUUAGUGAAUAUAUAGAUUACCUUGUUCAAAACAGCGUCAUUAAGCGAGCAAGUAAGCUUAGCGCCCUU
Molecule: messenger RNA, 4459 nt
Organism: Aspergillus calidoustus
Lineage: Eukaryota; Fungi; Ascomycota; Eurotiomycetes; Eurotiales; Aspergillaceae
Source: the annotation of a GenBank genome assembly